This is a messenger RNA of Hemiscyllium ocellatum (epaulette shark), 7049 nucleotides long. RefSeq names its product microtubule-associated serine/threonine-protein kinase 4-like. Gene Ontology annotation, biological process: peptidyl-serine phosphorylation; intracellular signal transduction. Gene Ontology annotation, molecular function: ATP binding; protein binding; magnesium ion binding. NCBI's taxonomy places the organism in Eukaryota, Metazoa, Chordata, Chondrichthyes, Orectolobiformes, Hemiscylliidae. Bases 349 to 5757 code for a protein of 1802 amino acids. The record is from RefSeq and is a predicted model, not a curated record. The transcript has 26 exons.
UGUUCGAGCAGAAUACAGAAUAAAUGUGGGGAGCGAUGACUGUGAUCUCUGACAAUCAACUCGCUCUAACUAGAGAACUUUGCUGAAUCUUUGACAUAUAAAAUCGCAGUAAAAACUGGACUGGAAGGAACAAAGUUCUUUUUCUGUCAGAGCACUAUGUAAAAGCUUGUUGUUUUAAGUUGGGCUGCAGUUUGUGGCAAUCGUUUAAAAGGAGCAGCUUUCAAGUGAUCUGGAAACCUGAGGGAUUAUGCUUCCCCCCCCUUCUGAUCUAGAGUGGACAUCUUGGCUUUGAACGUGGAAGAUCUGUCCUUUUCACUGAAAAUAAUUUGAAGCGUUCGCUUUUCGAUCAUGUCUGACUCGAACCUUUGGUCAGUUCUCUCGAACAUCUCUAUGCCUCAUUUUCUAAAUAGAAACAGGUUACGACGGUCUAAAAGUUGUCGCACUAAUAAUAGGAAAAGCCUGAUAGGAAGCAGUCAGUCUGCAGCCCUUCCACGACCUCACUCGCCUCUCCCUGCCCAUUCAGCAGGAAACAGCCCUCAAGACAGCCCGAGAAAUUUCUCUCCUAGUGCCUCAGCUCAUUUUUCCUUUGCUCGAAGGAGUGAUGGGCGUCGAUGGUCUUUGGCUUCUCUCCCAUCAUCUGGAUAUGGCACGAAUACUCCAAGCUCCACUGUGUCUUCGUCAUGUUCAUCUCAGGAAAAGCUGCAUCAGUUGCCAUACCAACCGACUCCGGAUGAACUUCACUUUCUUUCCAAGCAUUUCUGCAGUACAGAUGCCAUCGCCAAUGAUGAGAAACGGAGGCCUCCUGCGAUGCGACCGCGCUCCCGGAGUCUUAGCCCUGGACGUUCUCCAGCAUGCUGUGAUAAUGAGAUUAUCAUGAUGAACCAUGUCUACAAGGAACGAUUUCCAAAGGCCACAGCCCAGAUGGAAGAAAGGCUGCAGGACAUUAUCACUAGCUAUUCUCCUGAUAAUGUUCUUCCACUAGCAGAUGGAGUCCUCAGUUUUGCACAUCACCAGAUCAUUGAGCUGGCACGAGAUUGCCUGGAUAAAUCCCGACAGGGCCAUAUCACCUCGAGAUACUUCUUUGAAUUGCAGGAAAAAUUAGAAAAGUUAUUGCAGGAAGCUCACAAGCGUUCUGAAAGUAAUGAACUAGCAGUCAUUGAUCAAUUGGUCAGGAAAUUACUGAUCAUCAUUGCUCGUCCAGCUCGAUUGUUGGAAUGUCUUGAAUUUGAUCCUGAGGAGUUCUAUCACUUGUUGGAAGCAGCAGAAGGUCAUGCUAAAGAAGGACAAGGCAUUAAAUCCGAUAUUCCCCGUUAUAUUAUCAGUCAGUUGGGCCUUACUAGAGAUCCCUUAGAGGAAAUGGCCCAGUUGGCUAGCUAUGAUAGUGGAACAGCAGAAACUCCUGAAACUGAUGACUCAGUGGGUACCUUUAGCCCUUCAGUUCAGGGGAGGCGAAAGCCACGUGAAAUUGACUUUGAGACCAUGAAGCUGAUCAGUAAUGGAGCCUAUGGAGCUGUGUAUUUGGUUCGUCACAAGGAAACCAAACAAAGAUUUGCGAUGAAGAAAAUAAACAAACAGAACUUAAUCCUUAGAAAUCAGAUCCAACAAGCGUUUGUAGAGAGGGAUAUCCUGACAUUUGCAGAAAAUCCAUUUGUUGUUAGCAUGUACUGUUCCUUUGAAACCAAGCGCCAUUUGUGUAUGGUGAUGGAAUAUGUAGAAGGUGGAGAUUGUGCUACACUGUUGAAAAAUAUGGGCCCCUUACCAGUUGACAUGGCAAGGAUGUAUUUUGCGGAGACCGUCCUUGCUUUGGAAUAUCUGCACAAUUAUGGAAUUGUACACCGAGAUCUGAAACCAGAUAAUUUGCUUGUAACAUCAUUGGGGCACAUCAAGCUGACAGAUUUUGGAUUGUCAAAAGUUGGGUUGAUGAACAUGACAACUAACCUUUAUGAAGGACACAUUGAGAAGGAUGCCAGAGAAUUCUUAGACAAACAGGUUUGUGGAACUCCAGAAUACAUCGCUCCUGAAGUAAUUCUGCGGCAAGGAUACGGCAAACCAGUGGACUGGUGGGCCAUGGGGAUUAUUCUUUACGAAUUUGUGGUUGGAUGUGUCCCUUUCUUUGGAGACACACCUGAGGAGCUGUUUGGCCAAGUGAUUAGUGAUGAGAUAAACUGGCCAGAAGGGGAUGAAGCUCCUGCAUCGGAUGCUCAAGACCUCAUCACUAUGCUGCUCAGGCAGAACCCAUUGGAGAGACUGGGAACAGGUGGUGCCUAUGAGGUAAAGCAGCACAAUUUUUUCCGAGGCUUGGACUGGAAUGGUUUAUUGAGACAGAAAGCGGAAUUUAUUCCUCAGUUGGAAUCAGAGGAUGACACCAGCUAUUUUGACACUCGGUCUGAAAGAUACCACCAUAUGGAAACUGAAGAAGAGGAUGAGACAAAUGAGGAGAAUUUUAAUUUGGAAAUAGGACAGUUUUCAUCAUGCUCCCAUCGGUUUAACAAAGUUUACAAAAGCAUGGACCGAAUCUCUCAUGUUGAUGAGAAAAGAUAUUCUGAAAACAUCCGAGAGGAAAAGGAUAAUGCAGGCGGGAAGCUAAAAAAGGCUAACACGUUGCAUGUUGAUUCAAUUAUUUGGAUUCCCGAUUCUGAAAUGCAACACCUAUCUCUAACUCAAACGUCAAGUAGUGAGAACAGCAACUGUUACCAGCGUUCUGGGAUGCUCCCAAGCUUUGCAAUUUCUGCUGAGGACGAUGAAUCUUUGUCUCAGGAAGAUUCUCACAGGGACCAGGACAAGAUCAUGUUUUCCAUAGGGACAUCUCAGGAUGAGAUUGAUGCAACCACUCCCAGCACCAUCAGCAGCUCAACUCUUUCAGUUGGCAGUUUUUCCGAACACCUGGAUCAGAUUAACACCAGGAGUGACAGUGUGGAAAGUACAGAUAUUUCACCAAAGCCUGCAAGUGACAGUGUCACACAGCUAGCCCGUCAGCGAUUGGAAAGUACAGAGAAAGAACGAACAAGAAAAGUGAUGAAAUCAGCCUCUGCCACUGCACUUUCACUCAUGAUUCCUGCAGAUGUUUUCGGUGCUUCUCCAUUGGCGAGUCCAAUUUCCCCACAUUCUCUUUCCUCUGAUCCUUCAUCGAGAGAUUCCUCACCCAGUCGGGACUCCUCCACGAGCUCUGGAAGUCCGAAGCCUCCUAUAAUUAUCUACAGUUCAGGAAAGAAAUAUGGUUUCACACUCCGAGCCAUUAGAGUCUACAUGGGGGACAGUGAUGUUUAUACAGUCCAUCAUAUUGUUUGGAAUGUUGAAGAAGGAAGUGCAGCUCACACUGCAGGAUUAAAGGCUGGCGAUCUAAUAACACAUGUAAAUAGCGAGCCAGUACUUGGUCUGGUUCACACAGAGGUGGUUGAACUACUUGUCAAGAGUGGAAACAAGGUUGCUAUCACAACCACACCUUUUGAGAACACAUCAAUAAGAACUGGUCCAGCAAGAAGGCCCAGCCACAGAAGCAGGAUGAUGAGGAGGAGUAAAAAAACAAAAAAGAAGGAAGGCCAAGAAAGAAGGCGGUCGCUCUUUAAAAAACUUGCGAAACAGCCCGUUAUACUUCACACUAGCCGGAGUUUCUCCUCACUGAAUCGCUCGCUGUCAUCUAGUGACAGCAUGCCUGGGUCCCCAACACACAGUCUAUCUCCCAGGUCACCAACACAAAGCUUCCGCUCCGCCCCUGAUUUUCAAUCUGGUACAAAUUCUUCACAAAGCAGCUCCCCUAGUUCGAGCGCCCCAAAUUCUCCUGCUGGCUCUGGUCAUGUCAGACCAAGUACGCUUCAUGGAUUGGGUUCAAAGCUAGGUGGGCCAAAAUAUAGAUCGGGCAGACGUAAAUCAGCUGGUAGCAUCCCUUUAUCCCCCCUGGCACGAACCCCUUCUCCAACACCCCAACCAACUUCACCCCAGAGAUCACCGUCACCUCUGCUUGGUCACUCCGUUGGAAGUUCCAAAAUGGCGCAGACUUUUCCUGCUAAGAUGCACUCGCCACCAACUAUAUUAAGGCACAUGGUACGACCUAAGAGUGCAGAACCUCCGAGAUCACCAUUAUUGAAGAGAGUGCAGUCUGCUGAGAAACUGUCUCCCUCUUAUACCUCUGACAAGAAACAAUUGUGUGCUCGUAAGCAUAGCCUUGAAACAUCACAAGCAGAAGGAAGGAAAGAGUCUUUACAGAGAGAUUCGUGUCUACAUAGUUUAGAAGAGAACGCAUUUGAAAUGUCAUCCAUCACCAAAGUUAGACCUGUGGAGCAGGGUUGUCUCAAGCGUCCUGUAGCAAGAAAAGUGGGAAGACAGGAGUCACUCGAUGAAAUUGAAAAGGAGAAACUAAAAGCAAUAGUUGUAAGGAAGAAAAAUUGGAAUGUAAGACGAGAGUCUCUUCAAAAACAAAAUGCUAUACAAGAACCAAACUCUGGACAUGAAAAUGUAGCUCAAGCAUCUGGAGAGAUGGCUGAGUUUAAUUUGAACAUUGCUGACGAUUCUAAGUGUAAUGAGAUUAAAGUGCAAAGUUCAGAUGAACAAUGCAUCACUGCAUCUGGCCCACUGGUUUCUUCUUGUAAAACACUAGGUACAAGCUCUAAUGACAAUGACGUCCCAAUGGUGUUGCAAACCACUAACCCUGGUUCAGAAGUUGGAAGUUGCAUAUCAACUCCUAGUGUACCUAACCCUAAGAAAAUCGCACAAUCCUCAAUCCCUUCCCUGGAGGUGGAGACAUUCUCUGGUAAGGAAGGUGAUGCAGAGUGGACUCGAAAACACUCCACUGCAGAAACAACUGUUUGUGAAAGGUUGGAAACCAAGACUUCAAAUGUCGAUGUUUUAGGAAGAAAAGUAUGUGACAAAGAAACUAAUAAUAGUAAGGCUUCAUCAGAUAUGUUCAAGAGCUCACCUGCCCACAACACUCAGCCAAAGACACUAACACCUUUGAUUAAAGAAGAAUCCUUAGUUGUGAAGAAAAACAAUACAUCAGCAAGUAACGCAUGCAUGGCUCACGGUCAUUUAAGGUCAACCCCAUCAGACUCUUCCAAGAUAGUAACUGGAAUGGCUCAAGUUGCUUUGGACAAACCGCAGUUAGGUUUAAUGACUGAAAAUGUUAGCAGGCAAAUAACUGAAUGUAAGAUGGAUGGUAGAUCUAUCUUAAGCCUAAAGCCACUGGAAGGCACCCUUGAUAUUGCUUUCUUGUCAGGUCCGAGUACAUCAAAGGCAGAGAAAUCUGCAAAGUCUGAUCAGAGUUCAUCAGUAAAGAGCACGUUAUGCCAGAAGCCUAACCUCAAUAAUAAUGCACAACCAUCUCUUUCAAAAAACACAUCUGCUGACUGUGGCAAGACAGAUGAAACAAAGAAUGUUUCUCCAAGCUUACUACUUCAUCGUUUGUCUGUGGAGGCCAUGCCAGUUGGUGAAAAACCUGAGUCAAAGGAGAGCAGUUCACCCUGCUCAAUAAUGGAGAGAAGCUGUGAGACCAAGUGUAGUCCCGGAUCUACACCUCAAAGUGCAAGCGCAGAAGUAUGUGCAUCAACUGAGAGAAACGACACCACAGACUUGAAGGGAAAUAAGCAAGUUUGUCAUUCAAAAUCAUGUUCUGUAAAGAAAGGGAACACUUGCAAAGAUCCCCCAUCAAAGUUGUCCUCUGUGCAACAUCUUUCUCCUGGUGGUACCCAUCUGGAAGUGGACACAAGCAAACAGAAACAAUGUCUGAAGGAAGCUGUGCAGGACAGGCAACCUAAGAAUUCAUAGCAGGUCACAAUGGAAUGUUUUAGUGCAGUGAAAAUGAGGGCAAAAUAGCAAAAGGUAUAAAUAAACUGUGGUUUCCCUCACUUAUAAGCAUGGCAGUAUCUGUUCUCAAUAACUAAAGUUACUAUCUUCACUAAAGUUUGUUCCCCGACCCCCCCACUACCCGACCUCACUUCUCUCCCUUUCUCCAAUUGCUUUGUUUAUAAUGAUGAAUUGAAAUGUUCUGGUAUUUAUACAAGAUCACUUGAAUGUCUGAAAUAUUGUGCGUAGAAAGGGUUUUUCUUGUGUAAAUAUAAUGUAAUAAAUGGCUCCCACAGCUUUGGGGAAAAGCAUUUGCAGACAUAAUUUAACAAUGAAGAUAUCUAGCACACUCCUUGUCCUCUGUGGUAACAGGAAUAAAUGUUCAUUGUGUGGUUAAAAAGUGGUGAUGUUAUUUCAUCUGUAACAAUAUUUCACAUGAAAGCCCCCUUAGUGGCAUUUAAUAAAAAUUGCUGUAUAAAUGGAACAUUUGUGUAGCUAUGGGAAAGCUUGCUGUUUUUAGCAGGUAAAGCUAAAAUUUACAUUCCGUUUGAAUGCAUUGAGUGGCUUUGUACAUUUCAAAUAACAUCAUUUCAUUCAUGAGGAGAAAUUGUGCAAAAUACAGAAAAAGGUUUGUUUUUGUUCCAAAAGGAAUGCGAUCCAUUGGAGUCAGUGCCGAAUGAUUUUUUUUUAAAAAUAAAUUUUGCUCAGCCUUUAUUUAUCUGAUUCUGUGUAAGACAAAAACAGGCUUUGGUGUUUUCAUUUUGGUUGAAAUAAUCAGGAAUGCAAAGGCAGAAUCGCAUCACAAUGUUGAAGAGAUUUGGGCAUGUAUUACUUGGUUGAGAAAAAUCCCAAUAAAGAUGUCAUCUUCUAUUCUGCAACCUUCAAACAAAGUCUGUCUGUGCUCUUUGCUAGUCAUAAAGCAUAUUAAACACUUGUUUACAAAUGUAUCAGAGGUGUAAAUAACUAUAUGGCAAUUUAAUGUUUGCCAAACGUAUGUGUGGCAUUUUGGAAACCUCACAGGUAUUUUGUUUGUAUAUGUACCAAUUUAUGUUUUUGUAAUAAUGUACCAACCAAGUGUUGAACAUGUGAAGAAUGUUGGGCUGUGUGGAAUCUGGUUUUUAUGUUCUGUUGUGGUGCAGGUGAAGUCAGGUGUGUGCUGUAUCUGUUGGCUUGGAGUACUCACUGUAGUUGGACUGAUGCUUAAAGCAAUGGUUUGAAAUAUGCUGUCAGAACUGUGCAAUAAAAAAAAUUGUUUGCAGCUUCUGUGUUUUGUU